This is a messenger RNA of Siniperca chuatsi (mandarin fish), 1762 nucleotides long. RefSeq names its product betaine--homocysteine S-methyltransferase 1-like. Gene Ontology annotation, molecular function: zinc ion binding; betaine-homocysteine S-methyltransferase activity. The record is from RefSeq and is a predicted model, not a curated record. Lineage: Eukaryota; Metazoa; Chordata; Actinopteri; Centrarchiformes; Sinipercidae. The transcript has 8 exons. Bases 138 to 1385 code for a protein of 415 amino acids.
GCGGUUCUUAGAGUGACAUCAGGAGCACCGCACCCCUCUUGGAUUAUAAAUGCCGCACGAACGCGUGCACAAAACCCCUUUCCAAACUCAGAGGCACGCUGUAGCUGAGUGGGCCGGUCACUGCUGCAAUAAUCAUCAUGGCGCCAGCUGGACAGAAGAAGGGUAUUUUGGAGCGUCUGGAUGCAGGAGAGAUCGUGGUCGGGGACGGAGGCUACGUCUUCGCCCUUGAGAAGAGAGGUUAUGUCAAAGCGGGACCGUGGACGCCUGAGGCGGCUGCCGAGCACCCAGAAGCGGUGCGGCAGCUGCACAGGGAGUUCCUGAGAGCUGGCUCCAAUGUCAUGCAGACAUUCACUUUCUACGCAAGCGAUGAUAAACUGGAGAACAGAGGCCACACUCAGCGCUUCACCGUGAGUGUGUUUUUAAUCUGUGUGGCUGCAGCUUCUCAUGAAGAGGGGCAGCAAAUAAACGAAGCAGCUUGUGACCUGGCCAGGGCGGUGGCCGACGAGGGCGACGCUCUGGUGGCAGGAGGAGUCUCUCAGACCCCCGCUUACCUGAGCUGCAAGAGCCAGGAUGAUGUCAAGGCCAUCUUCAAGAAACAGACUGAUGUCUUUGUCAAUAAAAAUGUGGACUUCUUGAUUGCAGAGUACUUUGAGCAUGUGGAGGAGGCCGAGUGGGCAGUCCAGGUUUUGAAGACCACCGGGAAGCCUGUUGCUGCAACUCUGUGUAUUGGACCUGAAGGAGACCUGAACGGCGUCAGCCCUGGGGACUGUGCUGUCAGACUCGUCAAAGCUGGAGCUCAGAUUGUGGGCAUUAACUGCCACUUUGACCCGGAGACCUGUGUGAAGACCGUGAAGUUGAUGAAGGAGGGAGUGGAGAAAGCCGGGCUGAAGGCUCACUACAUGAGCCAGCCGCUGGCUUACCACACUCCUGACUGCAACUGCCAGGGCUUCAUUGAUCUGCCAGAGUUCCCCUUCAGUCUGGAGCCGAGGAUCCUGACCAGAUGGGACAUGCAGAAAUACGCCCGGGAAGCGUACAACGCUGGCAUCCGUUACAUCGGAGGCUGCUGUGGAUUUGAACCCUAUCACAUCCGCGCCCUGGCUGAGGAGCUGGCACCUGAGAGGGGUUUCCUGCCUGCUGGCUCGGAGAAGCAUGGCAACUGGGGCAGUGGCCUGGAGAUGCACACCAAGCCUUGGGUCAGAGCCAGGGCCCGUCGUGACUACUGGGAGAAGCUGAAGCCUGCGUCUGGCCGUCCCUUCUGCCCCUCGAUGGCCACCCCCGAUGGCUGGGGUGUCACCAAAGGCCAUGCUGACCUGAUGCAGCAGAAGGAGGCCACCUCCCAGGAGCAGCUGAAGGCUCUCUUUGACAAGGCCAACAAAAGCCACUGAGCUCCCCAUCUGUUUUUGUAUGAGGCAUCUGUUUGUAGAAGCCAAGGGAUACUCAGACAGUCCCGUAAGUUUGCAUACCAAAAAGAUCAAAAUGCUGAAGUUCUUUCUGUAUUUUUACGACAAUUUUUACUGUGUGGAAGACUGGUAUCAAAUGCCGAUAAUUCAAAUUAGCUUUGCAGCCUGAACUAACAAUGAGUGCCUGUUUUAUAAGUAAGAUUAUCACAACCAUGAACCUUGUGAAAUUACUGUGAAUACAAAACUUAAAAGAACAGCUGUGAAUGCACACAAGUAAUGCCUUUAACACAACAAAAAGUGCCCAAUGUUGUCUUGGAAAAAAGUUGAAUGAUGUGUUGCAAUAAACUUCUAAUUGAACACAA